This is a messenger RNA of Drosophila busckii, 2920 nucleotides long. It is a transcript of the gene Nup75, whose product is annotated as nuclear pore complex protein Nup75. The record is from RefSeq and is a predicted model, not a curated record. Gene Ontology annotation, biological process: mRNA export from nucleus; protein import into nucleus; positive regulation of DNA-templated transcription. NCBI's taxonomy places the organism in Eukaryota, Metazoa, Arthropoda, Insecta, Diptera, Drosophilidae. Gene Ontology annotation, cellular component: nuclear pore outer ring. The transcript has 6 exons. The coding region runs from base 240 to 2285 and encodes 681 amino acids. Gene Ontology annotation, molecular function: structural constituent of nuclear pore.
AAAAUGCGCAUAAGUCGUUGGCGUUUCAAAGAACUUGUUACGAGCGGUAGAGUUGCCAACAAACUUGUAUGUUUGAGAGUAUCAUCUUUUAAAUAACGGUGCCUUGAAUUUAAUUAACAAGUAUCAUCUACCUAAGGGCUGCAUAAACUGCAAGUCAAUAACUACUUUGCAGCCCUGUGCAUUGCCGGAAAAACGCGCUAAUUGUUUUCGUUUAUAUUUGUGCACAGUUCUUAAAUAAAAUGAUUAAUGAGAGCCCGCCUGCAUUCGAACUCGGAGAUACGUUGGCGACACGCUGCGGCAACACCUUGACUGGUGUAUUUGUGCCAGGCAGCUCCAAAAUAGCGCUAAGCGCUUACAGGCCCGUCAAAUGGAACAGCCGCGAUGCGCCAAGCGAGACAGUUGGAUCUGAAGACUUUGUACUCGUACACAUGGCCAAAGAAGCGUCACUAUUUGAGGAGCCCCUAUUGCGUAGCUUGUUGGCCGAAACAACAGUGACAUUUACCACACUGCAGACGCUCGCGCAGAGUCAAAAGAGCAGUACCAAGAAAAUAACAGAGUAUACAAAAAUCUCAAGCUCUUAUCGCAGCGUUAUACGUUGUUGUCUUGAGAAACUUGAGCUCGCCAAGAAAUUACCCGAGGUGCAAGAGAAUGAUGCAAAGCAAAAACUCUUUGCCGAAGCUAUAAUGACGUUAUACUCUGUCGAGUGCUUAUGGCAUUUGUUUGAGAUACUUUAUAUGCAACAGCAGCACUAUCAGCUGGUUGUGCCCCAGCUACUAGAAUGGACACGAUUUCAUUAUCCCCAAGCGGAAGAUGAGGCGACCGACUUGCUGCUCAUGGGCGAAGAAGCCAGCGAAUUUGACAAUUACUGGCAGACGCUAAAGAAGCUAAUUAUGUUUGGCCAGCUGGAUGUUACACGUGCCAUUCUUUCGCAGCAACCCCAGGCUAGCCAACCGGCCUUUCAGGCUGCUGAACAGUUGCUGAAGAGCAUGCCCGUUUAUCAAGAGGGCUACGCCUUGCAAAAGUUUACUACACAGUGGGAAUAUUGGCAUUCGGAUCUAGAGCGCAAACUAACUGCACAUGUAUUUGCCACUGAACCCGAACUGGAGCUUAUGAUGCAGUUAGUUGCAGGCAGCAAUAAACAUUGGGAUGCGGAAUUGCUCGACUCGCAUGACUGGUAUGAGUAUCUGCCCGGCUAUCUGCUAUACACCAAGCCCAGUUGUAAGCCAUUUGAGCUGCGCAUAGCGGCCACUAAUUGGCAAAAUCGCUGGUCACGCCAGCAACCUGCAGACUGGAAAAUGAGCCAAUUGAGUCGCAUGGUUCUACAGCUAAUGAAGCAUGAAGUUAAACAGUUUAUCUACGAUACACAAAAGCUAAGCGACAGCCAUUGGUUCUCCACACAUAUUAUUGAUCUAAUCCAUCAUACGGGACUGCUUACGACAUAUUUCGAGCAGCAGGGCGUAGAAAUACCUGAGCUGCGGCAGUCCUUAAUCUAUGACUAUGGCAGCUAUUUGAUGACCUCGCAUAAUCUCUGGCAGCUGGGCAUUGAUUACCUAGAUCAUUGUCAACAGGAAGGUCUGGCAGCAAUUAGUCUGCUGUUGCCACACAUUCCCAUAAAAACUGAAAGACAAGCAUUUAAGAUAAUCCAAUUAGCCAAACAGCGCGGUUUUGUGGAAGUGGAGCAAGAUAUUUGUAAGGUGCUGUCGAAACGCGCCUACAAUGAUGAACGCUAUGGCAGUGCCUUGGAAUGGGCAAUUCGCGCCAAGGAUGUGCUGUUAGUUACAGCCAUUGCGGACUUUAUACUAAAGAACUACUCACAUACAGGCAAUAUGCUUUGCAAGGAUGUUAUAACGAGCAUAGGCGCACGCAUGUUUGUUUCGCCACGUUUGAUAUUUCUUUUAAAAUACUAUGAGUUCUAUGAGCUUUAUGGCCAACGCGAGUUUCUGGCUGCCGCCGAUCUGUUAGUUAAUCUAUUAGACUCGAAGAUUACGCCAGAUUACUUCUGGCCGACGCUGUUAAUAGAUGCCUUGCCGCUGCUAGAGUCAGAGGAUCCCAAAAUAUUUUCCAAGGAAACAGUUGCCAUAUUGCAGCAUUUGGAAAUGGAGCUAGUGCCUCUUAUAGAGCGCAACAAACGAGCCCGCAAACAGCCUAGUAAUCAAACGAACGAGACCGCAUUAAAGGACUAUCGUGUAGAGCAUACUGAGGAGAUUUUAGAUCUAAUGCGACUGGCCUGUGCAAGAAAUCUAGCGCGCGCUAUGAUCAUUGAGAAUACUUCAAAUAUAUCCUGAUUGAUUUAAUUACGCAACAUCCGCUUGUAAUUUUAAUUUAUGCUUAACUUUUGUCCAUGCCACAAUACAAAUGUCAUAGUAACCAUAAUACGCUUGCUAUUUUUAUUGAUUUAUUUAUUGUAUAUAUUGGUUUUUGUGCCUCUUUGUCUGCUACAUAUUUAUCGUAAGUACCAACAACGCUAGCUGCUCUCUGUUUUUGACUAAAGCAUUUGACAAUGCAACACAAGUUUGAACUCAAACAAAUUGCUGGUGGCCUAACUAUAGGAUUAGUUGGUUUACUUUUACAAUUUCUAUAAAGGCCAAAUUAAAACUUAAAGCGAACUUAAAAUAUAAAUGUAAAUUAAUACAUAUAUUGUGUAUAUAGCUGCACACAGUUUACAAUUUUAGCAUUUAAAAACUAACAAACAACGCACAGAGCACAAUGGAGUAGUACUUCAUAUAUAUAUAGGUAUAUACGUGUAUGUAUGUGUAUGGUUAUAGGUAUAAUUACUACAUAGCUUUAUGUAUUUCAUAUCUUUUAGCAUAAUGAGAAUCGCACGGCCUUAAACAAACGCUCGAUACUAAACGACUAAGUUUGGAAUUACAUACAAAACGCACAGCGCAUUUGUGUGGCGUUGCAUUAACGACAAAAAAAA